Molecule: messenger RNA, 1256 nt
Organism: Daktulosphaira vitifoliae (grape phylloxera)
Lineage: Eukaryota; Metazoa; Arthropoda; Insecta; Hemiptera; Phylloxeridae
Exons: 6
Coding region: 92-844 (250 amino acids)
Source: RefSeq, a predicted model, not a curated record
AAAAGUAAUUUAUCAUGUUAACCUGAUAUUAUUAAAAUUAUUUUUUCAGUAUUAGAUUUUCAUACUGUAGCAGUAAUAAUCAUCAUUAAAAAUGGGUUACUAUUUUUGUUCUAGAAUAUUCCUUUGUUUUAUGUGCGUAAUUACCUCACCCAUAUUUUCAGCUGGAAUGCCAAACUCAAACAAAAAAACUAAUAACAAUGAAUCUAAUCAAAAUCAUGGACCAGCAAAAGAUUUAGAAAUUGAUUCAUCCAAUUCUUCAGAUGAGAAUGAUGAACUAUCAAAAAGUUUAGUACGCGAAAUCUUAAAAGUUUCAAAUGAGGAAUUGUAUCCUUUAACAUUUUAUGGCACACAACUAAUUUUUGUUAAUUUUGAGGAACAUGCUGAUGAAAAUGACGAAAUUAGUAUUUUAAAAGUGAAAGAAAUUAUAAAAGAAUCAAAAGCUACUAAUUUUGAAAGAAUCAUUCUGAAUUUAGAUUUAAAUGAUGCUGUAAUGAUUAAUCUCUUACGUGUUGUUAAGAUUAUAUUUAAUGAAAUGAUAAUUCAUGAAGGAGCCUUUUAUGAACAAUUACGCAAGGAAGAUAAAAAUAAUAAUGGCACCGUUUGCGUUGAGUAUGCAAAAGAUAUUAUUUUGAAUUGCGAAUUGUUUAAUGGCAAAUUAAAAGGCGAUCGCUAUAAAUGGCUACUCGGAAAGUAUACAAACGACCAAAAUCAAUUCAAAUACGAAGAGAUGAAGAAUAACGUAUUAGACGAUAUUGAGGCAGAUAAAUCGAAAAUUUAUUCUUAUAAUUAUAAGAAAAAAAAGUGGGUGCGUAAAUACAAAUUUACUUCUACUCAUUGUUUAUAAAAAUUCAGUAAAAUUUCAUUGUUAAUAUUUGUUCUAUAAUAUAUUUGUUUUAAAUGUUUAAAUUAAUUUUCAUAAAUUUGUAAUAUUCAGAAAAAAUAUGUACCUUAUUGAUUGUGGUUUAUUAUCACAACUCUAUGACAAAUGGUAAUAGAAAUACAUAAUCAAACAUAUUAUGAUUUUAAAAACAGAACUCCAAAAUACAUUUAUAGAAAAUUAGCGAAAUAAAGUUGACAAUUCUUUGCUAUUUAAUUCUUAAUUAAAAUUUGACACAAAACUCCCUUUUCAUCGUAAUAUUUACAUUGAUGAUAUUAUUACUUAUCUUAAUCUUUAUGUUUCAUUUAUGAAAGUAUAAAAUCGGAAAAAUUAAUAUGUUUGUGUAUUAUUUAUUUAAAUAUAUUGUUUGUUAAGUAAA